Magallana angulata is the source of this 1770-nucleotide messenger RNA. RefSeq lists its product as uncharacterized. NCBI's taxonomy places the organism in Eukaryota, Metazoa, Mollusca, Bivalvia, Ostreida, Ostreidae. The coding region runs from base 51 to 467 and encodes 138 amino acids. The record is from RefSeq and is a predicted model, not a curated record. The transcript has 4 exons.
UAUCAGCUUACAAAAUAUUUGUGGAAAUACGACGGAGAAUCAAGUCAUCCAUGCAACAAAGCCAAGAGAAUACAAAGAAAAUAACCGUGUUCGCCAUGUUAAAAACUAGCGAUGCAAGAUUGCGUAAAUCCCUUAUUCUGCUGUGCAUUGUGCUAUUAAACGGAUUGGUCAUGGUGUCAUCAGGAAAUGCUCUGAAGAACUUAGGAUCGUUCAUUUCCUCUGCAGAAUCCCUUGCAAAUGCAAUUGGAGGAACAUCUGGAUCAGGGCAGUUUGACCGCGGCAAUGGGAAAAUCGUGAGUUGGUCGUUUAAAGGAAAACUCAUGGGCUUUAAAUGGAAAUACAUCGGUAUAUGCGUGGACCAAGCCACAGGAACAACCACCACAUCCGUUACGAAAGGCAGAGCUGGCGCAAUUGAGCACUGUCUGAAAGACCUGUUUCAGAAGAUAGGUGCCAGACAGGAGUUAUGAACAUCAUCAGCAUGGGAUGCCUUAUAAGAUGACUUAUAAGAUGACUUACAUGCCUUAUUUUUGUGCUAGGUUUUUGUCCGCGUCGAAUUAUUCUGUAACCUGUGUAUUUCUGCGGAACUAUUAUGAACUGGACUCAUUCUGCUAGAUAGAUUUAUGUAAGUAACGCUUUGAAGCUAUGCUCUGAUACAAUUUGUAGUGCGUCAGACUGAACAACACAAUGAAGGACAUGCUAUCCCUCAGUAUUUUUUACAAACAAAGCAAAGGAUGUAAGGAUAUGUAUUAUGUACUCAUCGAUAACAAAAAAAAUCAAUUCGUUCAGUAAAGAAGUGGACAGAAACUGGAUUUGCUUAUACAGAAAUAGAAUGGAAUAAUAUUUUGAACUUCCAUUUAAAACUCAAAAGAAUCCAAAUUUGAGUGGUUGCAAUUCUAGAUUUUACAUAGAAUUUUGCCAACAAUUGAGUACCUUUUAAACUCAAUAUAAUUAAUUCGCCGGCCUGCUCUUUCUGUAAUCAAGAUAAAAAUACUAUAGAACAUUUAUUUGUGGUCUGUUUUCAUGUCAAAGAAAAGUAGCUCUGCUUUGAAGAAUAGUUAAGAAGCAAGUUUAAUUUUUUAAUGACAUUUGAUUAAAAAAACUUUACUUUUUGAUAAAUUGAAAAACAAAAAUAUGUUUAAGACUUCAAAACGUAUUGAAUCUUACAGUAUAACAAUUUAUUUUUGCUAGUAAAUAUAAGAAUGUCCGUAAACUUUCAACGCUCAUGGGAUACAUAUUGAGAAACCACUGUUGCUUAAGAUUCGUAGAUUUGCUGAGUAUGAAAAGUAUUUAUAAACUACUUGUGAUUUGUUAUAAAAUGUGUUUAUAAUAGUUGCAAGGAAAUUGUAAGCAAAUUAUGGCAAAAGAAAAUAUAAGUUUACUAUUAUGUAUCCUCCUGCAUAGGUAUGACUUUUUGAUAGCAAGUGUUCCCUUCUCUUUCUCCACCCUCUUCACCCCCACCCCCCCCCCCCCUCCUGCACUAUUUAACUAAAAAUACUCAAACUUCCAUGGUUGAUAAAAAAAAGUAUUCCAGAUUGUUUGUGCAUAUAUAUGUCUGUUUGUCGGUGUAGACACUUGUCUGUACAUCUGAAUGUUUAUCUACGGUAUGUGACUGUGUUUAUAUCUUUAUAUUAAAUGAAGUGAAUAUGUGAUGUGUAAGCACUGUAAAUUAAGUAUAUGAGAAGGUGUGAAUAAUUUGUACACGAAAAAAACAUGUUAUCCGAGAAAAUAAUUAAACAUGUUUCAUUAUGUUUUAUAUACUUGUACGUACUA